This is a messenger RNA of Linum trigynum, 976 nucleotides long. Lineage: Eukaryota; Viridiplantae; Streptophyta; Magnoliopsida; Malpighiales; Linaceae. The record is from the annotation of a GenBank genome assembly.
ACAUCUUUGUAAUUGUGAUAGAAAAGACCCUACAAACACCAUUGAUCAUGUCGCCGACGGGAUCCCCCGCGAACGGAAGAGUAGAAAGGCAACCGGCAGCGAUGCCCUCCUCCGUAGAUCUUUUCCUUUUCGCUAUCCUAGUGUUCUUCCUUGCGAAAUAUGGCUGCCCCUUAUUAGCCACCUUACCCGUCUAGAAAGGCAACCGGCAGCGAUGCCCUCCUCCGUAGAUCUUUUCCUUUUCGCUAUCCUAGUGUUCUUCCUUGCGAAAUAUGGCUGCCCCUUAUUAGCCACCUUACCCGUCUUGUUCCUGGGGUUAUGGGCCUUAAUGAAGGAGUUGUCGUCUAAUGACAAGGCUGAUGAUGCCGCCGACGACGGUGGUCGCGCCGAUGUCAGUGUUGGCGGCCAGCUGCCGCCACGUCAUGAUGAUGGUGAUAAAGAGAUGAUUAGGGAAGCGUUGAUGAGUUGGGAAGAGGAAGUGAUGGUCAUUGAAGCACAGCUGUUGGAGGCCAAGGCAACCGUCAAACAUUUUCACCGCUGCCUCCAUCGUCCGAAUUGCAUGGAAGGCACUUCCACGGACGCCGCCGCCGUCGCCCACUGCCGCGCUCAGGGAUAAUUACUAUGGGUUAAUGUUAUUUGAUAAAUAUUGUUUAGAUGUGUUGGUUGGUAGAUUAUAGUCGAUACAUUAUUGGUAUUUGAGUUACAUUAUGAUUGUAUUAAUUGAUACAUAUAUACACCAUUUAUGAUACAUAUACCCAUUCGAUUUCUCUUAUGAAGUGAUAUUGUCAUGUUUUGUUUUGUCCUUUGGGGUAAUUAGGAUUCGUUACGUACAAAGUCCUAAUUAUAAUGAGUGUAAACAAGGUGAUUGUUCCCGAAAGGUUAUAAUUUUCUCACUAGCUUGAUCCAUUGUGGUUGUGAUUCGCAUUUAUACGAGCAUUGUGCAGUGAAGUCCAAAUCCAAAUAUACAUAAAGAGUUUCU